AUGCAACCGUCAGUUAGGUACUUGGGUGUCUGGCUGGAUUCUCAUUUAAACUUUGAGGAAUAUUUUCGCCGUGUAGGGGCCAAGGCGACCGGGGUGUCUCGGGCAUUAUGCCGUUUAAUGCCUAAUCUUCGGGGUCCUAACGAGAGUAAGCGCAGAUUAUAUGCGAACGUAGUAACAGCGGUGAUUUUGUACAGGGCUUCUAUCUGGAGCCCUGCUCUGGAUGCUUCGGCCAAGUCGGGAAGGUUACUGCGGGGCUUCCAGCGAGAUAUUUGCAUCAGGGUGUGCUCUACUUAUAGAACGGCUUCUUUCGCAGCCGUGACUUUGCUAGCUCGUUCCCCUCUGUGGGCACUAGUGGCCGCGGAGAGAAGAAGAGUUUUCUUAAGAGUUAGGGACAUGAGACGCGGUGGCAAUGCCACAUUGUCGGAUGUUGAUAACAUACGAAUGGAGGAGGGAGUGGAGACGCGUCCGCAAUGGGAGACAUGGUUAGGAGGAGAUGGAAUUGCGGGUGAGCACACUCGGCUAGCUAUACUACCAUGUAUGAAUGACUGGAUGAUGAGAAACUGGGGAUCUCUACAUUUCCAUAUGACGCAAAUUAUUACUGGACAUGGUUGCUUUGGGACAUAUUUAGCUAGAAUUGGGAAAGUCCCGAAUGCGAGAUGCUUUUAUUGCCCAGCGGUCUCCGAUUCAUCGGAGCACACCCUGAUGGAGUGUACCGCUUGGAUUGCGGAGAGGGAUGUGCUGAAGGGAGUGCUUGGCCGCCCCCUCUCGCUGGCUGCCGUCCUGGAAGGGACGGUAAGCCGGCGGGAGGUGUGGUCAGCACUCUCAACAUUUUGUAGUGCUUUGAUGCGUGCGAAGGAAGAGGCGGAACGUCUACGACAGGCUCCGAAUCCACCGAGAAGGAAUGGCGACCCAGGAUAG
Molecule: messenger RNA, 918 nt
Organism: Ooceraea biroi (clonal raider ant)
Lineage: Eukaryota; Metazoa; Arthropoda; Insecta; Hymenoptera; Formicidae
Source: RefSeq, a predicted model, not a curated record